Brenthis ino (lesser marbled fritillary) is the source of this 1734-nucleotide messenger RNA. NCBI's taxonomy places the organism in Eukaryota, Metazoa, Arthropoda, Insecta, Lepidoptera, Nymphalidae. The record is from the annotation of a GenBank genome assembly.
AUGGAAAAGGAUAAUACUGUUUUAACUAUACAAUGCUUACCUGACGAAAUAAUUUCAUUGAUUUUAAUAAACAAUGAACCUCGUGAAAUUAUUAACUUUUCCCUUACGUGUAAACAGUUUCAUGAUUCUGUUUGCAACAAUGAUUAUCUCUGGAAAAUGAAAUAUUCAGAAAAAGUACCCAGAGUAAUGCUAAAAGUGAUUAAAGAUCAUUGUGAUAGUAAAUGGCGAAAGGAAUUUAUCCAUUUGUGUAAAGUUCGUAAGAAAGUUUAUAGUGAACUAUUGUCUAUGUCCCCAAAGUUUUAUUGGCGAUUUAAUACAGUGUCACUAGAAGAUGUGAGACCUUUCUUUUUAAUUGCAACAGAACAUAGUUUGAACUAUUACUAUAUAAUUUAUAUGUUGCAAGAUAUUAUAAAAAAGGGAAAAGAUUAUUUGGAUAACUUUAUAUGCUCCAAACCCCUCUACACAAUGACUGUUAUGUUUUAUUCAAAAAUAGUUCUUCGUCAUUUAGUGCAAACUUAUUUGGCAAUACAAUGGGUGCAACUACAUAUGAAACAUAAAUUAACACCAGAGAAAGUUAUAACAUUCUUUUUACAGUGGAUUGACCCUACUAGAAUUUAUGAUCUUGAUGAGAUUGAGAAUAGGAUUCAAGGAUUGGUGAAAAAAGUAGAGAAUAUAUUAAAGGAGCAAUCUAAAAAUGCAAAAACUACACCAGUACAAGUUUAUACUGAAAAACAAGUGUUGCAAGCUAUAUCUCAAGUGAUCUAUAAACAUGAACGUUUCUCUGUAGCUUUUAAUGUGAAAACUAAUAAUUUGGAUGUAGCGAGGGUAAUAAAGGAUAGUCAUGGCAACAUUUUUACGUUUGGUGCCAUUUAUCAAGCCAUUGCAGAGAGAUUUGGGAUAAAUUGUGAGCUCAAAGUAUUUCCAAACCAUUUAUUUUUGGAUUGGCGAAAUAAUGAAGAACCAAAUAAGCCAUUAUACACUAUAGACCUUCUUACUGGAGAGUUGAAGCCAAAAAAGCAAUGUCCUUUUGCCCGUACAUCUGGUUUCAGUGACACAAAAUAUUGCCCAGAUUCAUUACUGCAGUACAUCUAUUCUUCAUACAUGAAAUCAAAAGCACCAAUAAAAAAUUGCCAAACACAAAAUGCUAUACAUCUAUUGGAUUUCCUUGGAACUUGUGAAAGUAAACAUAAUCCAUACAAAAAUUUCCUAUUUUAUUUAGUGGAGAAUGCUAAUUCACCAGCUAUGAAUACAAAAUUAAAUUUGAAAUAUAUGGAUGAAUCACAUCUACAGAUGAUACUGUCGCUGUCCACCUUAAAUGAACCUCCACAAGAGGUAUAUCAAAAUGUCGUAGUUAAAGAAGCUCGUACGGCGGACGUGGCAAUAUUUGCAGUGGGCAUGACUUGUUACCAUAAAUUGUACCACUAUAUGUGCAUAAUCCGCGACUGGGAGGCCAAUGGCAUGCACCUGCCUCUGCGUUCAGAGGAACAUCUGCAGCACGGAAAGAAUCAACCUUUCUACCGUGUUAUUGCUGGUGAUCAAUCUGAAAGGUUCAUUGCUCAUGAAAACCUAACGCUAGUGAACUCGCCCUAUCGCAAUCGUCUCUUAGAGGACAACAUCGCUAGUGAGUUUACGCAUUUCGAGGGCUUCUACUAUGUUCCUAAUGACGAGAAAUUGGCUGAAUAUCCGAAUGACAUAGUUGUCGCUGAAGCAUUUAAAAAACGUUGCACGGUCAAC